CCUCAGAAAGUGUAAUCCUCCGGAUGUUUUGCAUUGCUGUUUUAUCCUGGUUGCUGCGCGCAAUAUUGCUAAGUGACGGUAUUGACAAACAUAAAGUCUGCAAAUGUAAUGCGGACAUCAGGAUGUCGCACCCCAGACGCAAUGGGUUGUAAUUAAGGCAGGAUCUGCAGUCACUGAGUCUGGGACGUCCCGUGAAAGCGGUGCCAGGGUACCAGAUGUCUGUGGAGUUGGCAGUGACCGGCGUGCAGGCCUUCCGCGCCCCAUCCAGGACAGGGGGGGGCUGCAGAGGGGAUGUUCUAGGAGGAGUGCUGUUCAGUGGUGCCAGGAGAGAUGGAGCAUCGCAGUCCCAGCUCUGCCAUCCCACCAUGCCAGAGGUCCCCACGACGCCCCUUUCAAAGAGCUCCCCGCUCAGCAGAGCUAGCCUCAGAAAGAAGAACAAGUACAGGUUGAAGAGCCACACUCCUACCUAUUGCGAUGAGUCCCUAUUUGGCUCCCCUGAGGAAGCCCCUGCCUGGAAGUCCCCCUGGACAAAGAAGGAUGAUAUUCAUAAAUCCCGCCCUCUCCUCUGGACCCCGCCCACUCUGCACACAUGCACCACACAGGCCCCUCCCACAAACCCAGCCAAAGCGCCCCCCUUGAAAGAAACCCCACUGGAAACGCAGCAUGGCAGCACAGAGUUCCUCUAUGAAAGCAAGAGGAAUUUCUGGAACCCCCCAGAGAGUGAGGAAGACGAGGGAAUGGGGCCCAACUUGUCCUGGGUAGGUGAAAAAGGAGCUACAAGGAAUUCUAGAGAGGUGGAACUGAGACAGAGACCUGCUUCAGCAUUCACAGACCUCGCAGGGAGGCAAGCUAAUGGUAGGGUCCGGUCAGCCAGACUGAGCAAGCCCGUCUGGAGACCCAAGACCACGGGCUCCAUCAAGACUAAACCCCCCUGGAGGUAUUAAAGUGACCAGCUAACCAAGGAGAAGCAUUGGAGCAGCAAGAAUUAACAUGAAAGAGCUGUGCAUGGUUUGUGAUAGGGAGUGCUUAGUGAACAUACAGGAAGGAAUCUAUCUCACAAGGCUGUGUUGAACCUGAAGGCUUUUCCCGAAUUAUAAAGGUGAUUUGGACUAGUCGUUAGCCCUCCUAGUGAUAGUAAAGGGUCCUUGUACAUGGUGCAUGUAUAUGUCCUAUUGCAUGAUUUGGAUGAAGGGUGAGGUGAGAUAUACACUAUGGUUAAUGUGUAUAUGGCACCUUGAGAUGAGUUUUGCACUAAAUGUGUUCCUGUGUGUGUGUGUGUUGGAGUGUGUGUCUUUGUAUAAUGAAAAGGGACCACAAACAAAUGUGGAUAGAAAAGAUUUGUUUUUAUUUUAUUUUAGUUUUUUUGCUGGAUUUCUUGUAGCUACUGGGAGGGGAGAGGGGUACAAGCACUUAUAUGAAGUGAAGUGUCCAGAACACUAGUUAUUGCAACUGAACCUCAAUGUAGAAGUAAUCUACUAAAACAGUUUUAAGUAUCCUUUACCAAUUGUAAAUAUUAGUGGGUCCUCCCUUAGCGUUGAUUCCUAUUCCUGGCACUGCCUGCGUGUUGGCAUGGAGGCAGUGUGGACAUGUCCUAUUGUCUUAGUCUAUGUUUGUCAUGCUGUUGGCAUGGAGGCAGUGUGGACACAUCAUUGUCUUACUCUAUCUUUGUCAUGGUGUGUAACAGAUUGAUUACAAGCCAUUUGCUACUACUGUCUUCUAGGCUCCCUUGUAAAUGAGAUGCAAAUCUCAAGUUUUGCAGUAUUAAUUACCACAGUAAUCUGAUAUGUUUUUCAUUGUGCAGAUAAUCAAAUCCCCAAUCCUUUCCCUUUUCAUAAAAUCAAUUGAAUUUGAUUAAUAAUGUACUUCUUUCAUACAAGUGAUGUUGGUAUUUGUAUAACUGUUUGUAUAAAUUAAUUAGGAGAUGUGAUACUUUUUAUUGGACUAACUAAACAGUAAUUAAUCAUAAGCUUUCAAGACCUCAGAGGUCUCUUCUUCAGGUAAAAGCUUUCCUACUUUCACCUGAAGAGACUUUUGAGCAGCGCUCCAGAUAAGGUUUUGGGUCUGGGAGUAACUUACCCUCAAAUUUUAACACUAAGGGAGUAAAGUGGAUUUUCAGGGGGUAAAAUGCAACAUUACCUUGAAGUCAUGAGUAAUCUCGAUAAAUACUGUACAAUCUUUAAUGGUAAUGGGGUAGGCAUUAAAAAAGAGCCUUCCAUUUUAACUGCAAUGUUACUUUGAACUACUGUACAACCAUGCGUGUGUUAUACAAGAUUCUUUAUCGGCUCAGCGAAUUUUUUUCGAGGUAUCACACUGACUCUGCCAAUUAAUUGUGUUACUUAUAUUUUAACAUUAAAUUCUUAAACUCAGUGAACAUGUUAACUUCAAUAUCAAAUCAUACAGGUAAAUAAAAUAAGGACAUUCAUUAAUAAGUUAUACAAAAGUUAGUUUAAUAUUAUAGGCGCCUUUUUGUAGUGGGGUGUUUACGCUUCAACCUGUGUAGCUUCAGCUUUUUUUUAUUCUUACUGUGAUUGGCUGCAAAGACAACAGGGCUAGCCAGAGAUUGGAUAAUGUUUGUUGGGUUGUUCUUGGGUACAGUAUCCUAGUAACUGAAGACAUUCUAUUCUGGGAGAUGUAGUUGUUAGUGGAAGUUUUAGGGGAGGCAGACAAGCUGUGCAGCAAAAUUGCUAUGCGAUUUUUAAGCAUUAAAUUCAAAUUGAGUGCGUAUUCCGGCUUUUUUAUUGUGUAAAAACGGCAGGUAUGCUAUCUGGACCGCUGCCUUUGUCUUGAAAGCUUGUGAUUAUUUAUUGUUUAGUUAGUCUCUUUGUCUAUCAUCUCUGGACUGAUGCGGCUACCAUUUAAUCUAUGAUAUAAUUGAAUGUGUUUAAUUUUUAUUUUUUAUUUUUAUGAAAAUACCAUUUAAUAAAUAUUUUUCUUCCUCAAAGGU
Molecule: messenger RNA, 2944 nt
Organism: Acipenser ruthenus (sterlet)
Lineage: Eukaryota; Metazoa; Chordata; Actinopteri; Acipenseriformes; Acipenseridae
Product: RBPJ-interacting and tubulin-associated protein 1-like
Exons: 3
Coding region: 216-944 (242 amino acids)
Biological process (GO): negative regulation of Notch signaling pathway; nuclear export; Notch signaling pathway
Cellular component (GO): nucleus; cytoplasm
Molecular function (GO): tubulin binding
Source: RefSeq, a predicted model, not a curated record